UUUGUUACUACUAAUUUAUUGUUUUGUUGUACAGUGCUUUGUACAGCAUCAAAAAUUAUACAAUUUAACACAAUUGUGUUUAGUUGAGGUCAAAAUGCAAGUGCAAUCGGGUGCAAUUAAAAUAGGCUUAACCUAUGGAAUUAUGGAAAUGCUACAUUCUGGGUAAAACAAUGACAAAUUGCUUCUAUAAUUGCACUUGGCACACUGCACUUGUGUUCAUAAAUGUCUCUUAUAGUGUUACUUCAAUGUUUCCUCCUAACAAAGAGUGUUGAAUGCCUCUUAAUAAUCACAUGUAAAAUUAGAUCUUUUCCUAUUCAUUAGGAUCUGGGUUUUGAACAGCAGAGAAAUGUUUUCAUUGGUUUAAGAAACCACCUAAGAUGUUCCUGAGAUAAAUGAAACAAACUUGCAAGAAUAAGGUCCCCAUAGACCUGCAGAUCUAUAUAAGAUUUUUUGUAAUCGUACGACCGACGAUAUUGGUUAAACGAUCGUUUAUAGAUACGAUCUGUCCAUCAGCGAAAACGAUCAUUUUCAGCGAUAUCGUCCCGCGACAGCCCAAAACCGGAAGAGGAUAUGACGUGCGAUAUCGUCCCGCAACAGCCCAAACCGGAAGAGGAUAUGACGUGUAUGCUUUCGUUAAACUGCUUUUCCACGAACGUUCCUUUGUGUUACAUUCAUUCGACGCGCUGAGUCCAUUCGGAUCUCUUUCACCGAUCGUUCGUGACGAUGAGCAUAUUUAUGGAUGAUAGCAGGAGGGCUGCACUAGCUAUACUGCUACUAACCUCCAUAAAGCAGAAGAAGAAGAGGAAAAGAUCAAUUUGGAGCAAACAGUGGUUAUUACACCGCCAUAAAUUUUCUCAUAUGGGACUUCUGAAAGAACUGAAAGAAAAUAAUCCAGAUGAUUUCAGAAAUUACCUACGGAUGUCUGACUCAAAUUUUGAACACCUAUUUGAAGCAAUUCGACCAGCCAUUACCAAACAAAAUACGUGUAUGAGGCAGGCCAUCUCGCCAGAACAGAGACUCAUAGCAACACUACGUUAUCUGGCAACUGGGAGAACAUUGGAGGAUCUUAAGUUUUCAACCGGCAUUUCUGCACAAAGUCUAGGCCGAAUCAUUCCGGAAACAUGUAAUGCAAUUAUUGAGGCAAUGAAAGCGGAAUAUCUAAAGUUUCCAGAAAGUGCUGAAGAAUGGAAAGCCAUAGCAAAGCAGUUUGAAGACUAUUGGAAUUUCCCAAACUGUGGAGGGGCCAUUGAUGGAAAACAUGUUCGAAUACAACCUCCUGCCAACUCAGGAUCCUACUAUUAUAAUUAUAAAGGAUACUUUAGUAUUGUGUUAAUGGCAAUAGUAAAUGCCAAAUAUGAAUUUAUAAUGGUGGAUGUUGGGAAAAAUGGAAGAGUAUCAGAUGGAGGAGCCAUAGAACAGACUGUCUUCUAUCAGAAGCUAAAGAACAAAGAAGUACAACUACCUACAAAUAAUGAAACUACAGAAGGUCUAAACUUUGUAUUUGUUGCAGAUGAGGCCUUUGCACUGCAGGAACAUAUUCUAAAGCCAUUCCCGGUCAAAACACUGACAAAGCAAAGGAGAAUAUUUAAUUACAGACUAUCACGGGCAAGACGUGUUGUAGAAAAUGCAUUUGGAAUUCUUGCUAAUCGAUUUAGAGUCUUCCAUACAGCCAUUACUCUCUCACCCGCCAAGGUAGAUCUUGUGGUUUUAACAUGCUGUGUUCUACAUAAUUUCCUACGGCGUACCAAUGGAAAUGUUUAUAUGCCAAAUAACAUGGUGGACAGAGAAGACAUUGAGUAUUGCUCUCUUGUUUAUGGGGACUGGCGAUCAGACCCAAAUGCAAUGCUGCAACUACAAGCUGGUGGUACACGUAAUGCUAAUGUGGAUGCUAAAACAAACAGGGAAAACUAUGUAGAUUAUUUUAAUGGACAAGGUGCAGUGGAUUGGCAAGAUGCAAUGAUCUGAAUUGAUACUACAAAAGAACUAUGGCACAACAACCAUAAUAUAUAAAAAAUGUAUAAAACAUAAUAAAUGAGCAUUUAU
This is a messenger RNA of Xenopus laevis (African clawed frog), 2043 nucleotides long. Its product is annotated as protein ANTAGONIST OF LIKE HETEROCHROMATIN PROTEIN 1-like. The transcript is spliced from 2 exons. Lineage: Eukaryota; Metazoa; Chordata; Amphibia; Anura; Pipidae. The record is from RefSeq and is a predicted model, not a curated record. The coding region runs from base 724 to 1965 and encodes 413 amino acids.